Molecule: messenger RNA, 2821 nt
Organism: Brassica oleracea var. oleracea
Lineage: Eukaryota; Viridiplantae; Streptophyta; Magnoliopsida; Brassicales; Brassicaceae
Product: leucine-rich repeat extensin-like protein 1
Exons: 1
Coding region: 67-2571 (834 amino acids)
Molecular function (GO): protein binding
Source: RefSeq, a predicted model, not a curated record
GUUACGAACUUACGACUCUAGAGUUUCUAAACUGUUUUAUAAAGAUGGAGCACAUAGGGAUAAUAGAUGUUCAUAAUAUGUAAAAAAGUGGGUUUCUUGACCCAUAAAAAAAUGCUGUUCCAUCCUCUUCGUAUCUUCCUUUUCCUUUUUCUCUCUUCCCUUUGUUUACUACAGAUCAAUGCUGCUGAAAGUGGCUUGGGUGGUCAUAUCAAAGUAGACCCGAAACUCAAGUUCGAGAACCCGAAGCUACGUGAAGCAUACAUCGCUCUCCAGUCAUGGAAACAAGCAAUCUUCUCUGACCCUUUCAACUUCACAGCAAACUGGAACGGCUCAGAUGUUUGCUCCUACAAUGGAAUAUACUGUGCUCCUCUUCCUGGCGCAUACAACAAAACAAGAGUCGUUGCCGGCAUUGACCUUAACCAUGCCGACAUGGCUGGUUACUUACCAUCCGAGCUUGGUCUCCUUUGUGACCUCGCUCUCUUCCACCUUAACUCGAACCGUUUCUGCGGUGAAGUCCCUCUCACAUUCAACCGCAUGAAGCUUCUCUACGAGCUUGAUCUUAGCAACAACCGAUUCGUCGGUAAGUUCCCUAAGGUUGUCCUCUCUUUACCGUCCCUUAAGUUCUUGGAUCUCCGCUACAACGAGUUCGAAGGCAAGAUCCCGUGGAAGCUCUUCGAUAAAAAGCUGGACGCUAUAUUCUUGAACCAUAACAGGUUCCGGUUUGGGAUCCCCAAGAACAUGGGGAACUCUCCGGUCUCUGCUCUGGUUCUUGCCGACAACGAUCUUGGAGGAUGCAUACCGGGAAGUAUCGGUCAAAUGGGGAAGACACUCAACGAGAUUAUCCUCUCUAACGAUAACUUAACCGGUUGUUUACCUCCUCAGAUAGGUAACCUCAAGAAAGUGACGGUUUUCGACGUCAGUUCGAACCGUCUACGUGGUCCGUUACCGGCUAGCGUCGGUAACAUGAAGAGUUUAGAAGAGCUUCACGUGGCGAACAACGGCUUCACGGGAAUCAUUCCUCCAAGUAUCUGCCAGCUUCCGAACCUUGAGAACUUCACUUACUCUUCCAACUUCUUCACCGGCCGUGCUCCUAUAUGCGCCGCUCUAUCGGUGGCCGACGCUAUUGUGAACGGGUCUAUGAAUUGUUUAACCGGUGUGGCUCGUCAGAGAUCGGUUAAGGAGUGUUUAUCUCUGUUGGCUCGUCCUGUUGAUUGUAGUAAGUUUGGUUGUUAUAAUAUUUUCUCUCCGCCGCCACCGACGUUCAAGAUGUCACCUGUUGUCAGGAAGCUUCCUCCACCGGUUUAUGUUUACAAGUCGCCUCCACCACCGUCGUCUAAGAUGUCUCCUACUGUCAGGGCUUACUCUCCGCCGCCGCCACCGUCGUCUAAGAUGUCGCCUACUGUGAGAGCAUACUCUCCGCCUCCACCACCGUUGUCAAAGAUGUCGCCUACUGUUCGAGCUUACCCUCCACCACCACCACCAUCUCCAUCUCCUCCACCGCCUUACGUAUACUCAUCUCCUCCUCCACCACCACCUUAUGUCUACUCAUCUCCUCCUCCUCCACCCUACGUGUACUCGUCUCCUCCACCACCGCCUUACGUAUACUCAUCUCCACCUCCGCCUCCUCCAAGUCCACCACCGCCCUACGUAUACUCAUCUCCACCUCCCCCUCCUCCAAGUCCCCCACCGCCGUGUCCUGAAUCAUCUCCUCCACCACCUUACGUGUACUCAUCUCCUCCUCCACCACCUUACGUGUACUCAUCUCCUCCUCCACCACCUUACGUGUACUCAUCUCCUCCUCCACCACCUUACGUGUACUCAUCUCCUCCUCCACCACCUUACGUGUACUCAUCUCCUCCUCCACCACCUUACGUGUACUCAUCUCCUCCUCCACCACCUUACGUGUACUCAUCUCCUCCUCCACCACCUUACGUGUACUCAUCUCCUCCUCCACCACCUUACGUGUACUCAUCUCCUCCUCCACCACCUUACGUGUACUCAUCUCCUCCACCUCCACCAUACGUAUACUCAUCUCCACCUCCACCUCCUCCAAGUCCACCACCACCGUGUCCUGAAUCAUCUCCGCCACCGCCCGUUGUAUACUAUGCACCGGAGAUACAAAGCCCUCCCCCUCCAGCACCAGUAUACUAUGCACCGGAGACACAAAGUCCACCACCGCCAGCACCAGUAUACUAUGCACCGGAACAAAGCCCACCACCCCCAACACCAGUAUACUAUGCACCGGAACAAAGCCCACCACCACCAUCACCGGUUUACUAUCCAUCAGAAACACAAAGUCCACCACCACCAUCACCAGUAUACUAUCCAUCGGAAACACCAAGUCCUCCACCACCAACUGAGUACUACUACUCACCAACCCAGUCUCCGCCACCAGCAAAGGGAUGUACUGAAAGCCAUCCUCCACCAACACAAGCACCUCCUACUUACGAACCAACACCUGAAUAUUCAUACACAUCGUCACCACCACCGGUUCCUUCCUACCCGGACACGUCUCUACCACCGAUUCCAAGUGUCUCGUAUGCAUCGUCUCCUCCUCCGUCAUACUACUAGUUUCAAAUAAUUGAGUAAAAAAUGCAUUGCUUUACAACUACUCACAAUUAUAUUCUUUUGGCUGCAAGACAUUGAUUUGUGUGUUUGGUUGAUUUAAACAAAAAAAAACAUUUGAAUUAUGUUUUUCUUAUUUCCAUAUUUUUCUUUUGAAUAUUUUGUUCUCUCUUUUUUCUCCCCUCUAACACAGAGCUGCAUUAGCAGCAAUGGAGUAUAUAGUUUCAGUUUAUAAUCUUAUGUAUAAAUAGUAACA